This is a messenger RNA of Vitis riparia (riverbank grape), 3156 nucleotides long. RefSeq lists its product as uncharacterized. Bases 147 to 2861 code for a protein of 904 amino acids. Gene Ontology annotation, biological process: SCF-dependent proteasomal ubiquitin-dependent protein catabolic process. The record is from RefSeq and is a predicted model, not a curated record. The transcript is spliced from 6 exons. Gene Ontology annotation, cellular component: SCF ubiquitin ligase complex. NCBI's taxonomy places the organism in Eukaryota, Viridiplantae, Streptophyta, Magnoliopsida, Vitales, Vitaceae.
CGCAGCUUAGGCGUUAACGGACAUUGGCGGGAAAAACUCAAUCGCCGCAGAAGUCGGCUUCCAAGGGAAGCAUUUCUCAGUAACGAAACGAACCCCCUUCGGAACCAUUGUAUUUUAAUCGCCGAUUCUCAUAAUAGGGUCCGUGGAUGACGAUUUUGAGGUCUCGAGAAAUAGUCCCAGUUGAAACCCUAAAGAAACGCUUCAUGGAUAAUUCCACUUCCUCCAAGCCCAAUGAGACCUCAACUCCCAAUUCUUCGCCUUCUCGCAAUUCUCAUUGUUCUGUCCAAGAGCCAUAUAUGGGUGCCCAUAUGCCCGAUUCCGGUUCACUUUCGGGUUCUGCGUCCAAUCUCAGGCGGAGUCGUCGAAUCGCUUCGAGAUUGAGUCGCAGUGAGGGUUCCGGCGAAGUCGCGGCGUCCGGAGGGCGCCAGAAUUCCGGAGUGAAUCAGGUGUGCUCGGUUGAGGGGAGGUGUGAAUCUGGUUCGGGGAAUGCGAAAGGUCGGGUUCUGGGUUCUGAUUCUGUUGGGGAGGAGGAUGAGGUUUUGGAAGUGAAGGAAAGAGUCGAGAUGGCAGAGAGGGGUUUGGGUGGAUUGGAUGGAUCGGAAAUUACAGAGUUGGGGAGUAAAGAAGAAGAAAGGAAAGAGCCAAGUGUAAGUUUGGGUUCUGAUUUGGGGAGUUUUGUGGAGAGGACUCGGAGGAGUGAAGAUAUGGUGACUGUGAAACAGUCCAAAGGAAAGAGAAAAUUAAGCUUUGAGGCCAGUCCCUUGGAUGAUGAGGAUAAAGGGUUUCUGGGUUUGCGGUCUGGGAAGAAAAUUGUCAAGGAAAUAAUGUGUGGAGUCGAUCGCAUUGAGAGUGAUGGUGGUAAGUAUGUUGUUGAGCAAGAACGUGGAGGAGAAGAUAAAGGUGUAAAGGUUCAGGGUCAUGGAAAUGGAGAGGCUGCUGUGGAAGAAUUACAGAAAGACCCAAGUGCUAAUGAGAAUGGAAGUGUUAGGGGAAGGAGGAGAUUCACUGGAGAAGAAAAGGGGAAGGGAAAAUUGGUGGAGGAUGAUGAGCCACAGAACAGGAUUGAUGCAGUGAAAUUGGAUUUGAACUUGGAAUUUAAGAAUGUUAUUGACAAUAUGAGUGCUGAUGAAAAUGAUGCUGUUGAGGGUGGACAGAGAUACAGCAGAGAAGAAAAAGGGAAGGGUAUAUUGAUUAAUGGUGAUUUAGCACCGAAUGCAGUUAAUCCUGUGGAUUUUAAUUUGGAAUCUGAAGUUAAGAAUUCGGUUGACACUGCAGUUUCAGAGUCUAUUCAGUUGGAGGGCAAUGUAAGAUUACAGGUUCAGAAUGAGGUUAUACAGACUAGCGUGACAGGGAUUGCAUCAAGAGCAAGGACCCGGUUCCGAGAUAUAGCCAGACGAAAUGCAUCUCGAUUUGCUCAUUUUGCGCCUGAACAGGAGAUGGAGAACCAUCCCUCUCGUGAGGCUGAAAUUCAAAGGCCAUCGGAAGGAGGGGAGAAGGAAAAUGAAGAUUGGCCUGGUCCCUUUUCAACUGCUAUGAAGAUUAUUAAGGACAGAGAAAAGAAGCAGAACACACAGCAGAAUUCCAGUUCAGACAGAAACAGACCUGCACAUGUGAUAUGGAGUCCUAGAAAGGUUAAGAGCGGUGAGCGCCCAAAACCAUUGGCCCCCUCACUGCAAGAAAUGUGCCUUGAAGUUCUUGCCCAGAAUGGUGAUGCAAUCACCUCUCUUGAAAGUAUCCCAGAUGCACUGAGGCACAAACUAAGUCAGUUGCUCUGUGAUUCUCGGAGAAUGAACAGUCAUAUCCUUGAGCUCCUUGUCAGUGGAUCACCUUUUGAGGUGUGUGUGAGGGAUUGUUCAUGGCUAACAGAGGAAGAGUUUGCAAGAAUCUUUAAGCGUUGUGACACCAACAGCUUGACAGUGCUACAACUUGACCAAUGUGGGCGGUGUAUGACAGAUUAUGUUUUAAGGGCUACCUUUGAUAUGUUGUCAAAUGGCCUUCCUGCAUUAACAACUGUAUCCCUAAAAGGUGCAUGCCGUCUUUCAGAUGCAGGGCUAAGAGCACUUGUUUCUUCUGCCCCCAUGUUAAGAUCUAUAAAUCUCAGCCAGUGCUCUCUUCUAACUUCCGCUUCUAUUAAAACUUUAGCUGAGACAUUGGGAUCUGUUCUGAGAGAAUUAUAUAUUGAUGAUUGCCAAGGCAUAGAUGCUAUGCAUAUUCUAUCGGCUCUGGAGAAACUAGAAUAUUUGGAAGUGUUGUCAGUGGCAGGCAUUCAAACUGUUUGUGAUGAUUUUAUCUGGGAAUUCAUUAGUGUACAUGGCCCCACUAUGAAGGAGCUUGUUUUAACUGAUUGUUCGAGAUUGACUGAUUUUUCUUUGAAAGCUAUUGCUGAGACAUGUCCUGAAUUACGUGCUCUUGACUUGGGUAACUUGUGCAAGUUGACGGAUUCUGCAUUUGGAUAUCUUGCAAGUGGUUGUCAAGCAAUGCAAACACUAAAACUCCGCUGCAAUUCAUUCAGUGAUGAAGCUAUUGCUGCAUUUCUAGAGAUCUCGGGGGGGUCUUUAAAAGAGCUUUCUCUCAAUAAUGUUAGCAAGAUUGGCCACAAUACAGCCAUAUCACUUGCCAGACGCUCAAGAGAGUUGAUACGUUUGGACCUAUCUUGGUGUCGAAAUUUGACAGAUGGGGACCUGGGAUUUAUUGUGGAUAGCUGCUUAUCAUUGAGGGUGCUUAAACUUUUUGGAUGCACACAGAUUACAAAUAUGUUUCUGGAUGGUCACUCAAAUCCUCAGGUGGAAAUCAUCGGAUUGAAGCUGACUCCGAUAUUGAAACAUCUCAAGCUGACUGAUCCUCAAUCAUUUCCACUGUAGUUUCUUCUGCUUCAGUGUGAUUUCAGUUUUUGUAUGGUGUUGCGAUUGGUCUAAAACAUUAAAGCAUACCUGUCUGGUCAAGCCAUCCUCCUUUGUUAUUGUUAAAGGGGGUAUGGGAAAGAAAGGAAGUACGGAAGCAAUACUGUUUGCAGUAUAACAAUGAAGUGCGAAUGGUAGAAUUUUGUAGGAAAGGCAGCUCUGUGAGUGGUAUGGAUGUCUGUAACAUUUGAGUCAAUAUGUUGACUUCCCAACUGGUUACUGUUAACAAAUACAGAACCAUGUCCCUUUUUCCAUA